This is a messenger RNA of Aspergillus ochraceoroseus IBT 24754, 2836 nucleotides long. RefSeq names its product AFI1/MesA family protein. NCBI's taxonomy places the organism in Eukaryota, Fungi, Ascomycota, Eurotiomycetes, Eurotiales, Aspergillaceae. The transcript is spliced from 3 exons. Bases 305 to 2677 code for a protein of 790 amino acids. Gene Ontology annotation, cellular component: plasma membrane. The record is from RefSeq and is a predicted model, not a curated record. Gene Ontology annotation, biological process: actin cortical patch localization.
AGCAAAUUCAAGACAUGUUGUUGCAUUUCGUCUGCCACUGCUGUGUUGAUCUGAACGAUUCAUCAUCUUCCGAUCCUCAGCCUCUUCUCGCAUCCACGGACUACAUGGUUUAAUCAUCUAGUUUCCCUCCCGAUUGGCGCAUCGAUUGAGCAUGCUGCUGCCGUUGUUCCACAGCUGUCUGGAGCUAUCCCACCUCUACUAAUCCCUCCCUCUUUCCCGCUCUUGACCUUCGAUCCUUUCUCCCGCCUCCUCCACGAAACAAACGCCCUUCCUCCAUUUCUCUUGUCCCCUUUCAGCAAGGACAAUGAGUGCCACACUGCCGAUACGCUCCUCAGAUGAAACGGCUCAUGUGGCCUCGAGUCUGGCCAAACCCAAUGGCUUACCCCGGCUGUCUCCUUCCCCGUCGGUAACCCGCAAACUCUCCUCGGUCUCCCCGAGGAGCUCGCAAACUUCGGGGCGACGUCGCUCUGGAGAACCACCCGCCGCUACUCCAGCAUCGAGCUUAAAACCGCGCAGGCACAAGUCGCAAUAUCCUCGUGAUUCCCCGGAGCGCCAUGUAGAGUUUAUUCUAGUGGCCUCGUUCCACAUCGAUCGGGGUCCGAUCAUGGAACAUCAGUACCCGGCUCCUAUCAGCGGUGAUGAGAGUAUGCUGGCGGAGCUGAUGUUACCCGAUCAGACGCACGUCCGUAGCCAGGAUUGGACCAUAUUUUUUCUGCACAAAGAUACCAGCACGGAAGCGGAGGACGAGGCUAAAAAGAAAAAGAAAAAGAAGAGCGACCCAGCAAAGCAUGGGGAGGAUGACGAAACUAGCGACAGUCUGGAGGAUGGAUCAGGAGAAACCACUGAGGAAGAGCAAAGCAGUGAUGAUGAAGAUGCGGGGGAAGGGCCCCCGCUGAUGUAUGUGCUCAAUUUGGUCAAUACAAAGCAGGACAAUACAGUGAAGCGAGGUGCAGUGGUCAAGGCCAUGGCGAUAUGUACCCGACAUUCCUUCCUUCAUAUAUAUAAACCAAUUCUUCUAUUAGCCCUGGAGGACUACUUUAAAUCGCCAUAUCCGGAAACCCUCGCGUCGCUCUACAAUGCUGUCAACGCUAUGGAUCUUUCCCUGUUACCCAGGCUAUCAAUGCUGGAACGCCAAAUACUACAGGCCAGCAACAGCAAGGAUAUGUUCAUUGAGAAAUUCGAGCAAAUGAUUCAUCAGCGAAUGAUUGAGGACGGGGAGAUACAUGAGGGGGAUGACGAAACCCCCCCGUCGCCCAAAAGGGCCUCUUCCCGCCACGUUCUUCCUCGAGAUACGCACGAGUUUGAGUCCAAGAUUAUUUACCAUGAUAUUCCAAUUCCAGUCAAGGUACCCACCGUGAUCUGGCCUGAGAUUGUGGGUGAUUUCUCCUUAGUUAAGCUCAUCCAGAUCUUCUCCGCGCCACAUGCCACAUCGCCGCAAGCUUUCCCUCUCCAUCCUCACCUCACCAGCAGCGGCGCGUUUACCCACCCGAUCAUCGUCUUGGUGAAUGCCAUGCUGACCCAAAAACGAGUGGUAUUCCUUGGCCACAAUCGCCCAUCGGGAGAAGUUGCUGAGGCGGUGCUGGCGGCGUGCGCGCUGGCAUCCGGAGGAAUCCUGCGCGGAUUCACCCGCCAUGCCUUUCCUUACACUGAUCUAACUAAGAUUGAUGAUCUACUCAAAGUGCCGGGAUUCAUUGCGGGUGUCACCAAUCCUACCUUUGCUAACCACCCCGAGUGGUGGGACGUCCUCUGCGACCUACCAACCGGUCGGAUGAAGAUCAGCAAUCACAUCGAACCUGCUCCAAUUACUGACGGCCUUUUGUAUUUCCAACAACAAGCUUCGUUGGCCAACAGCUCAUCGAGCUCAAACUCCGACCCAAGUGGAGACAACCUGUUUAUGGAAGAUGUGUUACGCAGCAUCACGAACAGGCACGGAGAGAAUGCAAUUAGAGCCAAGUGGCGGGCAUACAUCACCAAAUUCACGAGAGUGGCUGCUGCUUUUGAGGAGACAGUCUACGGCGCAUCGAACCUGUACAUCAUUGGCCCCAAUGAGGAGUUAUACCCAGAGAGCCCCAGUGGCGUGCAGGCGGAUCCCCUUGACCCGACUACUCUCCGCGGACACGGCUACGUCUGGCCGGACGAAUUGGCCAAACAGCGUGAGUUGAUGGCAUCGGUUUCCAGAAUUGAAGGCUGGCGUACCACGCGCUCCUACUACUCAUUCAUCCAAGAUAUUGCAGCCAUGUACUACCCAGCACGGCCCAUUCAAAAGCCUGACCUCCAUCAUCAUCACGAUCGGUUGCGAACCCUAAAGCUUGCCCCGGCCGAUGCUGGGGUUAUCUAUGUAGCCUUCUCGCACGCGAUCAAAGACUACGGAGGGAUCUGCCAGCUUCUCACCGUCACCCCAGAGAACCAAGCCGGUCUCUUCUACCUAGCCAUGGGCCUCUUCCACGCGGACCUAGCCGUCCGCGAAGCCACCGCAGAUCUUCUUGAACGAAUCGCGGUGCAUCCAGCAGGCCGACAUUUCUGGGCGCAGCUGAACCGAUUCGCAAAGGCUGCCUACUUUCGCAUCAAACGGGAUAAGGGCACAGCCUCCAGCCUCAAGUCGGGAAUCGAUAGCCUCGGUGGUCCCCAGAGUCUCCUUGGGGUUGCGAUGGGCGGUGUUCAGUCACAUGGGAGUUAAUCCUCCCCUCCCCUCGUCUUCCUCAGCCUCCUCAUCUUGUUCGUUUUAUUAGACGAAACGCCAUUAUGAUUCCAUAUCUAUAUCUAUUUCUAUUCGUCUUUGAGCGAUGACUGACUAUAUUAUACUCUAUGUCUUUUUUUUUUUUUUUUUCUUUUUUUU